AGAUGGUAGCCUUGCCGCCUACACACCCUGGGUUUGGGAGUUCAGGGAAAAGUUUCCUCAUUGAUAAUCUCCUGCGGUCACCCACGUGCCCGGUGGUCCGGCGGCCGCUGGCGAGCCCCCGGUUCUCGGUGCACGGCUGUCCAUGUCUUAGCGGACCUGUUGCAGCUACAAACGGCGUGGGAUGGGGCUCUCGGUGUGCCAUACCAGCAGAACGGAGCAGUCUCACAUUGAAAGAUGGUGAGGCGGUUAUGGUCGAGCAACCUCACCAGGCCCUGUGGUCCGACUUCCUCCAGAGUGGCCUGCAGAUCCGCAUGGCGUGCUGCGGUGGGUCCAGCCCUUCUCUACCCCCCCCCACGGCUUUUCCGAAAAGAGCUGGUCUGUCGCUGUUGUGCCCAGAGGCGAGCCCCAAGGCUCUGCGGGGAAUCCUGAGGCGGGCUGUUUUCUCCGAGGUCCAGAGGAGGGCGCUGGAGAAGACGUUUGAGAGGCAAAAAUACAUCAGCAAAGCAGACAGAAAUAAGCUUGCAGCCGAUCUGGGCCUGAAGGAGUCCCAGGUAAAGAUCUGGUUCCAGAAUCGGAGGAUGAAAUGGAGGAACUCAAAGGAGAAGGAGACUCUCUGUCUGAGGACUCCGAUGGAGGAGCUUUCACUAAGGAGCGAUGCAGGGAUGGUGGAGGAAGAGGAGCAGCAGGAGAUGCAAGGGUCACGUCAGACCCAGAAGAUGCACAGUGACACGUCAAAAGCAUGGCCAUCCCUGACAGAAGCCAGGGGACGUUCGAAGGGACUUGCCACCGUUACUCUGGAGUGCUCCAAAGGAGACCCACCCACCCUGAGCUGGAGCUAACACCUGGGGAAGCCAGCAAACAAAAACAGGAAGUCCCGCCCCUCAACUUCCUGUGGACACUAUGGGACAUAGCUGUAAGCAUUUUAUACUCAACUCUGAAUUCAGUCCGAAAGGCUCAAAAUCAAAGGAAAAAGAAAUAAAUCCAUUCUGAGGAGAACAGAGAAACACAAAUCUACAAAUCACAAAAUCACAGGCGAAAAUUCGAUCAUCCCAAUUAUGUAAAAAUGUUUAUUAUUGUACAUAUUAGUGCAGUUUGUUCUUCAUACACUUUUUCUGAAUCUUGCAUUUCUAAAGAGUUUGCAUUUUCCUUAUAAGCUGGUGUUAUAAGAAUCAAAAUGUUUGUCCAUCAU
Messenger RNA from Brienomyrus brachyistius, 1189 nucleotides. RefSeq names its product developing brain homeobox 2 (gene dbx2). The transcript has 4 exons. NCBI's taxonomy places the organism in Eukaryota, Metazoa, Chordata, Actinopteri, Osteoglossiformes, Mormyridae. The record is from RefSeq and is a predicted model, not a curated record. Gene Ontology annotation, biological process: regulation of transcription by RNA polymerase II. Gene Ontology annotation, molecular function: DNA binding; DNA-binding transcription factor activity, RNA polymerase II-specific. Bases 3 to 839 code for a protein of 278 amino acids.